Messenger RNA from Culex pipiens pallens (northern house mosquito), 2929 nucleotides. RefSeq lists its product as uncharacterized. Bases 1 to 2139 code for a protein of 712 amino acids. The record is from RefSeq and is a predicted model, not a curated record. The transcript has 6 exons. Lineage: Eukaryota; Metazoa; Arthropoda; Insecta; Diptera; Culicidae.
AUGCAAUCAAAACAAUGCAAACUGUCACUUAACCAGACUGGCAACCCUGGAAGCAGCAAUUUUUAUAGCAAACUGACAGUUCUGCAGUUUUGUUGUUUAUCUUUCGGUCGUUCCGCGGAUUUCGCCAAAGCGCGCCAAAAUAUGCCGGAAAACUGCCGAAUCUACCCCAGCGAGGAAGCCGACCCGUGUCAGCCCGCUACGCUGCCGGAUUGCCACUGGGCGCUGUGCCGCCAGUUCAUGGAGCGCUACCAGGAUCUACUGCCGCAGGAGCAAGUGUACGCUCUGUCGCACAUGUUUGCCACCACCCAGCUGCUGCUGCGCGGCGACGCGGACCAAACGAUGGAGCUGGUGCUGGACCUGGUGAAGGAUCAGCUUCCGGUGGAAGCACCGGAACUAGUGGAUAAUGUUGAGAAUUGCUUGUGGGAAAGGGAAGCCGAGCCGGAGUUUCCACAAACGAGUCCGGUUUUUGAAAUCGAGGCCAUGGACGUUUCUACUUCUGAUGUUGAGGUGGUCGUGGGAGAAACCGUCCCUGAAACGGAUUGUUCUAGUCCGGAAAUAAUCGUCGUCGACGCCGAAGUCCCCGUUUUGGACUGCACGAAUAAAUCCACCUCCUCAGAAGAGCCUGUGGCCAUUCCUACGCUUCCGAAUAAGACAGUUCCAGCAGACGAAUCAACAACCUUCCAGUACGUCUCCAGGAAUCUGGUUCUUUUCGACGACGACUUUAACAAAACGCAAACCUACUUCAACCGCCUCGGCGGUGACCAACUCGAGUUAACCGUGAAGCUGGACUCCAACCGCUGCGUCACAAAUGUAACGAUCCACGUGAAUACGCUCAUCUUGUCCCAGGUUUCGGCCAAGAGUCGUCCCACGGCGAUGGGGAAGGCGAUUGCUCAGUUCUUUCGCGUCACAAAAGAGCACUGCUUCAAAGUGACCACACUCUCGCCCAAAAACGCCCUCCCACGAACCACGAAUAUCGUUCAACGGGUGCCGUUUAACGGGCCGCCGCGAGUGACAUCUUCCGGAAAGCCGUUGCCAUCGCUGGGCAUUGAUCCGGCCCACUAUCAGAAGGUGAUGCGAGACUUCCAGGCCGGAGGCGAUAACGGGUGCCAUCUGGUUUUCAGCAAGGAUUUUACCAACCUGGAGUGCAACGCGCUGCAAGGCAUUGCAGAUCAUCUAAAGCUCAGGUGCCGGUCUUACGACCUGCCCAAGAAAAGAAAACAAUUCAUUCUACUGGCCAGGGAAUUGCCUCCUCAGGAAAUCGUUCGCCGGAUUGUGAUCGAGCAGGAUGCCGAGCUUAGCUUGCAGUACGGAGUUUGUCUGCCUCAACAAAUGAGCAGAGCCAGAAGGAUCGCACUUCAAGCGUUGAAAUCUUCAAAAAAUUCUGUAAAUCUACCUGCGUCAUCAUCUGCUAACCCACAGCAGCAUGCUCCCAACGCCAAGCAGUUGAAAAAGGUUGACACCGAGCCAGAAUCGUACGCCGAAGCUCUGGCCAGCCUAACCGUGUUCAAACCGGUCCGCACGCUCCGGUCCGUCGAUGACGUGUACCGAAACUUGGUGCUGAUUGGUUCGAACUUUCAUAAAACCGCCCAGGAAUUUGGGUGGCUCAACGUUGAGUCCCUGCGAGUAAGCACCAAAGUGCUCGACGAAGGCGGGUGUAGCGCAACGGUGCAAGCCGGGAAGUUGGCUCUGGUUGAGGCCCACGAACAAAGCAAAAGGGGAGCUACCAGGCGGGCCCAGGCUGCCUUUUUCAAGAGGGCCAAAAUGUUCUGCUAUCAGAUAAACAAAAUCGAAUCUCCGGAAGUGGAGAUCCGGGUCAUCAAGAAGGGGGAUUCCGCAACGAACAUUGGCUACUACAAGUGCCUUAUACAGGAUUUCUGGAAGGAUUCCUUCGAACAGGAGCUGGUGUUUAGCGCAGAGUUCACCGGAGCGGAUCGCCAAAAGUUCCACAGCUUUGCCCAAGAUCUUAACCUACAGUCGAGCAGCGACGACGAGGAGCUGCGAAUCUACGGCCGCCGACUUCCAGCGUUGGCCAUCGUGGAGCGCAUCGUCGUGGCGAAAGAUCCCAAGCUGAGCGCGCUGUUCGAGGUGACGGCGCCGAGGGUGGGAUCGCGCCAGACGGGGGAAGGUGAUUCGCCGUAAAGUUGGGAUUUAAUUUUUUACUAUUGUUGAAAUUUAAUUUAUUAAUUAUUACCUUAGGUACAGUCAUCCCACAUAUUCGGAACACCCACAAAUUCGGAACACUUUUAUGAUAAUUUAUCAAUAUCAUGCCAAAUGCAGCUUUUCUGUCGAUCUUACUAUUUUUAGAACCUUCAUUUGGACAUUAUCUUGCUAUUUCACUAGUAAAAGUAGUACUUUUUGAACAAAAAACUUCAUUCCAAGACUAUUUUGUCCAGAGCAGCAAAACACUGCCUCCUGCCUGUUUCAUAAUUGUGGGAUGUGAUUGUGCCUCCCACAAUUGUGGAACACCUGAAUUUAACUGAUAUUUUCACAAAAAAGUUAUCAAACCAUGUAUAAAACAUCACUAAGCUUGAGUUUCAUUGGUUUCAGUGUGUGAAGUCAUUAUUUGAUAAUAAAUAUAUACUCCUGGAGGGAUCCAAAGUUUGUUUACAUUCGUAAGAAAAAAGUGUUCCGAAUUUGUGGAUUUCAAGGGUCAAGUAAUUCUUCAAAAACUUCAUAUAAAAGUAAAAAUUUGCAGUUGUUCGAUACAGCAUUCAAAAGAUCGCAAGAAAAGCUUUCAAAUGAAGGUAAAAGCGAGUCAUUAAGUUCCAUUAUCGAUUUGCUAUGAUUUUUGAACAUUGGCCGAUCUGGAAACCGUUUCGAAUAUGUGGGAUGACUGUAAUUGUAAUUGUGAAAACAUUAUAGUUGUAAGACUUUAAAAUAUAAUGAGUUAAUGUUACUAAUCUUUUAUAUUUGAGAAAAAAAAAUGUUU